Messenger RNA from Trypanosoma brucei brucei TREU927, 3879 nucleotides. RefSeq lists its product as hypothetical. The record is from RefSeq and is a predicted model, not a curated record. NCBI's taxonomy places the organism in Eukaryota, Euglenozoa, Kinetoplastea, Trypanosomatida, Trypanosomatidae. The transcript has a single exon. The coding region runs from base 1 to 3879 and encodes 1292 amino acids.
AUGCCGCUAUACAAUAUCACUAUUCAUCCGCUGAAGCUUGCUGCGCACUUCUGCAAACAGGGUUGUUCAUACGUUGUCGUUGUUAACCGUAAGGGGGUGGAGCUGGCGACAAAACCCGCCAUGUGUACCGUUGCCGAUGAGGUGGCCUUCAGCACACCGGCGGAACUGAACCAGACCCGGACAUUUCAACUUGCCUUCGACUCACCCAAGGACCGACGUAUGAUCCAGUUUGCUAUGUACGACGUUACCAAUCCGAAGCAUAGCAUAAGGAUCACAGGAUUUGAAAUCCCACUUGCGGGGAUGUGCAGUGUGCUUGCCGGUGAGUCCAUAUGCGAAAGGAAGGCUGUCUCCUUCCGCAUUUCUGGAAGGCCGGGGCGGUUGGACGUCAUUUUCCGCAUGCACCCCACUACGAGCCCCGUACCCCCUCUGACGUUGUAUGCGGGGCCGGCAACAGGUUCUGGAGGAAGCAGCUCACCAGUGGAAACAGUUCGCCUCCCCGCGCGCACCGUGGAGGUGCUUAAGAAGGUUGGUGUACUACCAAAAGAUGUGGAAGAAGUUGAGGUGGACGCUGUCAUCGCCCAGGAGGUUGUUGUGCGCACUUCCAUGUUGUUUCCCAGUGAGGCCGAACUGCGUGAACGUGUGAUGACGCUCGAACGUGAGGUAGCCCAACAGGAGUAUAGCGUGCGGUAUGCUUCAAAGGACAGUGUGUCUUCAGGUUCGGCCGCUUGUGUUGCGCUGCGUAGCGAGCUUCAAUACUGGAAGGACACUGUAGAAAGAGUGAAUCUACAGUCAGCGCAAGAAACAGGGAUUGCGUUGUUGCUUAAAGCUGGUGAAGAGGGUGAACACGACGACGGCAGUCGCGCCCUCAUAGCCGAUGUUGAAGGGCAACUGGAGGAGGCGAGGAGAGAGCUAAAGACCAUAGAAAGAUCCCAGAAUGAUGAAGAGUUGAACACGAAAUUAAUUCCACUUCUCGGGCAGGUGGAGCAGUUGGAGGAGCUACUGGAACACCUCCGGAAGGAAGUACAUGUACCACCCAAGACUGCGGGAUCUAGUGAGAAAGCUGACGUCGUAGAUCAGUGGGAACAACUUGCGCGCGAAUUAUUCGACAAGGAGCUGAUGGUUGAACAACUUAUGCACACAGUUCUUACACUCAACCAACUUCAGUUUGAACCAUAUCCUGCCGCAAUUGAGAUGGGCGCUGUUGGGGAUACGCCAUGUGAACUACAGUUCGUGCGUGACAACAAGAGACAGUUGAAGAACCUUCCUCAGGUCCCCACUCCUAAGCAAGCCACCGAUCUCGCAGCAGCCUCCGGCGGUCCCACCAGUGACAACCUGCUGAACGAUCUCUUCGGUUGUCCAUCUCCCCCAAAACCAGUUCCACAACCGACGGUACAGGCCGACGAGGUGACAUCACAACCGCACUUCGAAAGAGAAAACGGGGGGCUUCCAGGCGCACCAUCUGUUUUUUCUAGCGGUGUGGCCCCAAUUUGGGGGCAAAAGCCAGUGGGGGCACCCCCCCAAGAUGACGCUAUGCAACCAGCGGCCACGGCAAACACUCUAGACACCACCGAUGGCAAGGUCGGCGACAGCAUGGCGUUCGAAAAGAAAACAACUGAACCGCAAAUUAUGGUCUCCGCCGGUCUUGCUGCAGCCGCCGCAUCACCACCUGACACCCAAAACGGACAGCAGCUAUCAUUCCCAUUUGACUCGAAGCAGCAGGGUCCAACACAGGGACAGCAGCAACCAUUCCCAUUUGACUCGAAGCAGCAGGGUCCAACACAGGGACAGCAGCAACCAUUCCCAUUUGACUCGAAGCAGCAGGGUCCAACACAGGGACAGCAGCAACCAUUCCCACUGGGUUCGCAACAGCAGGGUCCAACACAGGGACAGCAGCAACCAUUCCCAUUCGACUCGAAGCAGCAAGGUCCAACACAGGGACAGCAGCAACCAUUCCCACUGGGUUCGCAACAGCAAGGUCCAACACAGGGACAGCAGCAACCAUUCCCAUUUGACUCGAAGCAGCAGGGUCCAACACAGGGACAGCAGCAACCAUUCCCAUUUGACUCGAAGCAGCAGGGUCCAACACAGGGACAGCAGCAACCAUUCCCAUUUGACUCGAAGCAGCAGGGUCCAACACAGGGACAGCAGCAACCAUUCCCACUGGGUUCGCAACAGCAAGGUCCAACACAGGGACAGCAGCAACCAUUCCCACUGGGUUCGCAACAGCAAGGUCCAACACAGGGGCAGCAGCAACCAUUCCCAUUUGACUCGAAGCAGCAGGGUCCAACACAGGGACAGCAGCAACCAUUCCCAUUUGACUCGAAGCAGCAGGGUCCAACACAGGGACAGCAGCAACCAUUCCCAUUCGACUCGAAGCAGCAAGGUCCAACACAGGGACAGCAGCAACCAUUCCCACUGGGUUCGCAACAGCAAGGUCCAACACAGGGACAGCAGCAACCAUUCCCAUUUGACUCGAAGCAGCAGGGUCCAACACAGGGACAGCAGCAACCAUUCCCAUUUGACUCGAAGCAGCAGGGUCCAACACAGGGACAGCAGCAACCAUUCCCAUUUGACUCGAAGCAGCAAGGUCCAACACAGGGACAGCAGCAACCAUUCCCACUGGGUUCGCAACAGCAAGGUCCAACACAGGGACAGCAGCAACCAUUCCCAUUUGACUCGAAGCAGCAGGGUCCAACACAGGGACAGCAGCAACCAUUCCCAUUUGACUCGAAGCAGCAGGGUCCAACACAGGGACAGCAGCAACCAUUCCCACUGGGUUCGCAACAGCAGGGUCCAACACAGGGACAGCAGCAACCAUUCCCAUUUGACUCGAAGCAGCAAGGUCCAACACAGGGACAGCAGCAACCAUUCCCAUUUGACUCGAAGCAGCAAGGUCCAACACAGGGACAGCAGCAACCAUUCCCACUGGGUUCGCAACAGCAAGGUCCAACACAGGGACAGCAGCAACCAUUCCCAUUUGACUCGAAGCAGCAGGGUCCAACACAGGGACAGCAGCAACCAUUCCCACUGGGUUCGCAACAGCAAGGUCCAACACAGGGACAGCAGCAACCAUUCCCACUGGGUUCGCAACAGCAAGGUCCAACACAGGGACAGCAGCAAUCAUUCCCAUUUGACUCGAAGCAGCAAGGUCCAACACAGGGACAGCAGCAACCAUUCCCAUUUGACUCGAAGCAGCAAGGUCCAACACAGGGACAGCAGCAACCAUUCCCAUUUGACUCGAAGCAGCAAGGUCCAACACAGGGACAGCAGCAACCAUUCCCACUGGGUUCGCAACAGCAGGGUCCAACACAGGGACAGCAGCAACCAUUCCCACUGGGUUCGCAACAGCAGGGUCCAACACAGGGACAGCAGCAACCAUUCCCAUUUGACUCGAAGCAGCAGGGUGUACCGCAGACCCCGUCAGUGCCAGGACAACAGCAGCAAUAUAUGGCCCCUCCAGAGACACCUGUUCCUCGGUAUGUGCGACGUCCACUAGCGUCGGGAGUGUCUCCCUUUGCUCCUUUUAUUAACAUUCCCCUCGUAGCACGUGCUUGUCCCCUGGAUAUUUACCUUGAUGGGCAGACCCCUACACGCGGCACAGAGAUUACCAUUCAGAACAAUGGUGGUUUUGACAUUACUAUUGGUGGGGUGGAGCUGCGGCAGGAAGACAUGACAUCAACUUCGCCGCACGCAGGUCAAACUGUUCCCAUACGUCGCUGGCCACAACAAAUGCACGUACCGCGCGGCGGCGGUCGCGCUACAUGCAUUAUUGCGCUGCACCCAAGUUAUGCUCGGGGGAGUUCGCUCAUCCUCCUGGUCGUGGUGUAUGUGCUGAAUGAGGGUCGUUAUACACCUUUUGCCGCCCGUUUUCCAGUAUAG